This is a messenger RNA of Closterium sp. Yama58-4, 2577 nucleotides long. NCBI's taxonomy places the organism in Eukaryota, Viridiplantae, Streptophyta, Zygnematophyceae, Desmidiales, Closteriaceae. The record is from the annotation of a GenBank genome assembly.
AUGCCCCCACACCUCCAGCAGCCCUCGUGCUUUGGCACCGAUACAAGGAUGAAGUCUUCCGAAUCCGUCGCAGUCACACUCGAUACAGUCACAGUCGAGUCAGACCGCUACCGUCCCCUUCCAAGCGGCGAGCCGCAAAUGCGAAAAGUCACCGAGUCGCGAGGAAAUUCGCGGUUCGGGUCUGUCGUGUACAAGACGCAAGAGGGUCUCGAAGCUCCCUUGCUGGGCGAUACAGCGGCCGCGGGAAGAGGCGACUCUCACUCAGACCCUUUCUAUGAGAAGGAUGUUGAACGCGCCGCGGGCGGGGCUGGCGGCGUGGGAGAAACGGAGCGCGCGAAGGGAAUACGAGGCGAGGAGGAGUAUCGGCGGAUCGAACAUAGGGGAAACAGCGGGUUUAUUGACAGCGUAUUUAACGGCAUCAAUGUUCUCGCAGGUGAGUGGCUUGUUGCAAAUCUGCAUCGGCAUUCUCUCAACGCCAUACGCCACGGCGCAAGCGGGCUGGCUGGGCAUCGGCAUUUUCUCAACGCUAUGCGCCACGGCGCAAGCGGGCUAGCUGGGUCUGCUCGUUCUUCUCUUGUCUCAACAUCCGCUCCCCCCCACCGACCCCUUCCCCACGGCCUUCCCUCCCCCACAGGCAUCGGCAUUCUCUCGACGCCAUACGCCACGGCGCAAGCGGGCUGGCUGGGUCUCCUCGUGCUGCUCUUCUUCGCCGCCGCCUGCUGCUAUACCGCCAUGCUGAUUCGCUUCCCGUCCCCCUCCCCCUUCCGUUCCCACAGGCAUUGGCAUUCUCUCAACGCCAUACGCGACGGCGCAAGCAGGCUGGCUGGGUUUGCUCGCAUUGGCAUUCUCUCAACGCCAUACGCGACGGCGCAAGCAGGCUGGCUGGGUUUGCUCGUGCUGCUCUUCUUCGCCGCCGCCUGCUGCUAUACCGCCAUUCUGCUGCGCCGAUGCAUGGACUUCCAACCAUCAUCAUCACCGUCCGUUUCGUCGCUUCACUCCUUCGCGGAUGGCCCCGCGGACUCUGCCCGCGCUCGCGCCUCCCCCCGCGCGUCCGCGCGCAUCGUGCGCGCGCAGCGCCCCAUCCGCUCGUACCCAGACAUCGGGGAGGCGGCGUUCGGGCGCGCGGGGAGAUGGCUGACCGCGUUUCUUCUCUAUUUCGAAUUGUACGCUGUGACUGUAGAGCUGUUGAUUCUAGAGGGGGACAAUCUCGCGCACUUGUUCCCGUCCGGCGAUAUAUGUGUGCUUCCGGGGAGCCUGGUUGGAAAGGAGAGCACUGGAGUGGAGGAAAGCGGUGGAGUGUGGUUUCUAGAAGGAAUAGCACGAGGAGGAGGAGUGCGAGGGGAAGGAGGAGAAGGGCAAGGGGAAGGGAUGUUCGGAGCUGCAGCAGCAUUGGCAUCAGCGGUUGUAAGGGGGAUAGAACCAGCGUUAGAAACAGUAGCGUUAUCUACAGGAGUAGGCAGCUUAUGCCUAGAACCGAAGCAGUUCUACGUGAUCCUAUCCGCGUUAUUAGUCCUCCCCACCGUCUGGCUAAGAGACCUCAGUCUCUUGGCAUAUAUCUCAGCAGGAGGUGUACUGGCAUCCCUGCUGUUAGUCUUCGGCGUGGGAUGGCUUAAAGAGGUUGACCAUAUCGGGGAUAUCCCAGGCGGAAUCAGCAGCACCACGGAAUGGUUCAAACCCAUGGGGUUACCAGCAGCAGCCGGUUUAUUCGGAUUCUGUUUCUCCGGGCACGCGGUCGUGCCGAAUAUUUACCGAUCGAUGAAAAAACCGGACCAUUUCACGCCGGUAAUGCUCGUGAGUUUCGCGGCAUGCACUCUACUUUAUGGCGGGAUGGCUCUUAUGGGGUACGCCAUGUUCGGUGCGUCGGUGCAGUCUCAGAUCACGCUUAACUUGCCGCCGGCACUUAGUGCUUCCAAGGCGGUGGUUUGGACUACAGUGGUGAAUCCUUUUACUAAGUUUGCGCUCACUCUGCUGCCGAUUGCGCUGGCUUUGGAGGAGACUCUCCCCACCGCCCACCCUCACUCACUCCCUCAGUCUGACUCACAUUCUCACUCGCACUCGCGUUCUCACUCACACUCGCAUUCUCACUCUACCCGAGAGGGGGGUGUGUCUUGUGAAGGUGAUGCUGACGUCAUGGAAGGAGGCUGCACAGGAACAGGCACAGGCGCGGGAACAGGUUCGGGAACAGGGUUGAGAACAGGCACGGGAGAAGGAACGGAAGCAGGAGUGCAAGCAGGCAUGGGCAAGGGUAUGGACAUGGGUAUGGGCGUGGAUUCAUGGCAGCACAUAGCCUCAGCCACAGCCCUCCGGACGGCGCUAGUGGCCGGCGCAGUCACUGUAGCGCUCUCCGUCCCAUUCUUUGGGCUUGUCAUGGCGUUCAUAGGAAGCUUCCUCUCUCUUUCCAUUUCGGUCAUGCUCCCGUGCGCGUGUUAUGUGAAGCUCAUGGGUGGGCCAUGGAGGGAAGGGGGGAGGUUGGGGUGGGGAGAGGUGGUGGGGGUGAUGGGGUUGUUCCUGAUUGGCUUGCUGGCUGCUGCUUCUGGGACGUUCUAUGCUGUGAGGGGGAUUACAGAUGAGUGGUGA